Yamadazyma tenuis ATCC 10573 is the source of this 675-nucleotide messenger RNA. RefSeq names its product ESCRT-III subunit protein (gene VPS2). Lineage: Eukaryota; Fungi; Ascomycota; Pichiomycetes; Serinales; Debaryomycetaceae. The record is from RefSeq and is a predicted model, not a curated record. Gene Ontology annotation, cellular component: multivesicular body; ESCRT III complex. Gene Ontology annotation, biological process: late endosome to vacuole transport; protein transport; endosome transport via multivesicular body sorting pathway.
AUGUCACAAAUAUUCGAAUGGGCAUUCGGCAAGAAAUUGACACCCCAAGAGCGGCUCCGCAAGAACCAACGGGCCCUUGAGAAGACCCAGCGUGAGUUGGCCCGAGAAGUCGCCAAGUUGCAGCAGCAGGAAAAAAAAUUGAUUGGUGAUAUCAAAAAGUCCGCCAAACUGGGCCAAAUCUCUAGUGCCAAAGUCCAGGCAAAAGACUUGGUCAGAACAAAGGGCUACAUCACCAAGUUCAACUCCAUGAAAGCACAACUCCAGGCCAUCAGCUUGCGUAUCCAAAGCGUCCGAAGCAACCAACAAAUGGCCACCUCCAUGAGAGAUGCUACCAGAGUAUUAUCAGGUAUGAACCGGCUGAUGAACUUGCCCCAAUUGUCAAGAAUCGCCCAGGAGUUCCAGAGAGAAAACGACAUGAUGGACCAGAAACAAGAGUUUAUGGAUGAUGCCAUCGACGAUGCCAUGGCCUUUGAUGACGAUGAGUUGGGUGAAGAAGAGCAGGUGGACGAGAUCUUAAGCCAGGUAUUGGACGAAAUCGGGGUGUCGUUGAAUGCCACAUUGCAAGACACGCCCAGUGGUAUUGCAAGUGGUCGCCCUGAGCCGCGGGUGGCCCAGGCGGUGGCCGCAGGGGAAGAGGAUGAUUUACAGGCUCGGUUGGAUAGCUUGAAGAAAUAG